GUUUUGUACUGAUAAGAUAACAAGGCCUUUGAAACUUGCACCGUAUAAGGGACUUAAUCGCAUUUAAUGUGAAAUAAUUAAAACAAUCGGAAUUGUGAGAUAAUCUUGCGAAGCGAUAAAGGCUGCUGUAUCGCGACCGGGCAGUCUAGCAACGCGGCGCGAGCGCACAUCACCGUCUGUAUACAAUAUUUCAAGUUUCUUUUUUUUUGUAAUGUUUAUUGUUCUAUUAAAAUAAUACAAAAUGGUGAUAUGUCCCCCGUUUAAGUGGUCAUCUAAGGGUGGUUUUAAUUUAAGUAAUAUUUCGAACGGCCUUGACAAGAAGACCCGCCGUGAAACCAUUAUCGGAUUACCUGACAAUGACACGGACUUUAAGCGAGUCAACAGCGAAGAACGAACUUCGACUAGUGUAAAACUCGUUCAACACAUCCAAAUACCUCCGCAAGCGGACAAAAAAAAUAGCAAGAUAAGUGUUGAAAGUGGGGAAUCAGUCUCUACUUUCAGUAAUGACCACAACCGUAAAAGUAGUACUGGUCGUAAAACCAUAUCAGAAAUAGUUAGAGGGGAUCCGGAAAAACGUGAGAAGCAACGCAGGAAAAGAGGGAUUAUUGCUCCACAUCCUACAUUUGACGCAGCACGCUCACUGACUGACUUACAGUAUGAUGUCUUUGAAAAAGAUGAAAGGUCGGCAGAGCAAAUCCGAAAGGCUAUUAUGAUGAAUGAUUUCUUAAGAAAUUUAAUGGAUGAUGAAAGACUCAACGCUGUAGUUGGUGCAAUGAUGACACAAGAUUUCGAAGCUGGAAGUCUCAUCAUUCGUGAAGGAGAGAGUGGAAGUCAUCUGUUUGUUUCGGCUUCAGGACAAUUUGAAGCGUUAAAAAGUGGCCAAGUCGUUAAGAACUUUGGACCAGGCGAAGUUUUUGGUGAACUGGCAAUCUUAUAUAAAGCCAAACGAUUCGCUUCAAUACGAUGUAUAACCGAGGCGAGGGUGUGGACAUUAGAGAGAAGAGUCUUUCAAAAAAUCAUGGUUCGAAGUGAACGCCAGGAACAGGAAGACAAUAUUCGUUUUCUUUCUUCUGUGCCGCUUCUGCAAGAAAUACACCAUAUUGAAUUAGCACAAAUAUCCGAUUUCUUAAAAAGAGAAUUCUUCUCCACCGGUACAGCGGUGGUCAGACAAGGCGAUCGUGGAGAUAAGUUCUACAUUAUUCGCGGUGGGGAGGUGGUUGUUACGAAGCGUGAAGGGGAUGAUGGAGAAAAACGGAUCGGAGUGUUGAAACGCGGUGAUUACUUCGGGGAGCAAGCAUUGCUGUACGAAGACCGACGCCUUGCGACAGUAACUGCUUUGCCGCCGGGCGUGGAAUGCCUGACUCUGGAUCGCGGACCGUUCACUGAAUUUCUUGGAAAUUUGGAGAAAUUGAAGAACAUACGCCACUCAGUGCCCCGUCCAUCGCAGCAGAAGAAAACAUCUCAAGUUAAAAGCGAAUUCGAGUAUGUUGAACUUAAAGAUCUAGAAAUAGUGGGAACGAUGGGUGUAGGUGGCUUCGGUCGUGUUGAGUUAGUGCAGUACAAGCCUGCACCGAAACUAACGUUCGCCCUGAAAUGUCUCAAGAAAAUCGAGAUGGUACAGCAACAGCAACAAGAGCAUGCGUACAAUGAGAAGAAUAUCAUGAUGAGUUGUAAGAGCCCGUUUAUAUGCAGAUUGUAUCGCACAUUCAAAGAUAAAAAAUACAUUUAUUUUCUAAUGGAACCGGUAUUGGGUGGCGACGUGUGGACUAUACUACAGAAACAGCGUUUCUUUCCAGAAAACGUUGCUAAGUUCAUAGCCGCCUGCGUCACAGAAGCUUUCCAAUACUUGCAUUCGAAAGAUAUCAUUUACAGAGACCUCAAACCCGAAAAUCUAAUGCUCGAUAAAUACGGCUACAUCAAAUUGGUCGACUUCGGAUUUGCUAAACGUAUUUCGCCGAAUAGUAAGACAUGGACGUUUGCCGGAACACCCGAGUACGUUGCGCCAGAAAUCGUACUAAACAAGGGUCACGACCGGGCAGUUGACUGUUGGGCUUUGGGCGUAUUGAUCCAUGAGCUACUCGUCGGCAACUCUCCGUUCCGUGCCCGGGGCGGGGAUCACAUGAAAACCUACACUCUAAUAUUGAAAGGAAUCGAUGUAGUAGAUUUUCACCCGAGAGUUUUGAAGUCUGCUCAAAUGCUCAUACGCAAGCUAUGCAAAGCUGUGCCCAGUGAAAGGCUCGGAUACCUCAAAAAUGGCAUGGCUGAUGUCAAAAAUCACAAAUGGUUCCUCGGAUUCGACUGGGACGGUCUCCGAGAAAAAAGACUGAAAGCGCCAUUAAUUCAAGCAGUAGCCAACGACCUUGACCUGUCCAACUUCGAAAAAUACCCACAAGAGAAACUGCCACCAGACGAAACGUCUGGCUGGGACUUAGAUUUCUGAUUUCGCUUGUAUUAUAUAAGAUGGAAUUAUGCUUAAAACUUGUGUUAUUUUUUUCACAAAAUUUUCAAAUUAGCUUAAUAAAGUUUUUAUAUAUUUAUGUAGAUGUGAUGUAAAUUGAUAUAUUGUACAUACAUCAACCACAUAGGUACCACUACUGUGAAUAUUUGAUUUACCGAAUUAAAUAGUGGUUAUAAUUUAAAGUUCAAUUUAUCGAUACCUAAUCCCGUUCUCAGGGAACAUUUGCAGGCUCUGAGUUGUACCAUAUUUUUGAUGGGGAGUACUUUAUGGAAUUGCUAGAGAAUGCCAUCAUCUCGCUUUCACAAUCACACCGCACGCUACCGGUGCAGGAUUCAUCCAUACUAUUUGGAACCACUGCGCUGCUACAACAGUUCGUUCCAAAGAUUCUUUCUUCUAUCGUACCAACUGAUUCUGGAAUGAACGCAGUGUGACAUGAGCGCUAUGACAUGUUCCUUAUCAAACGAGGUUAGAGAAAUGUCCGCAGCAGUAGACAAUAGUUUAGCAUUGCUGAUGUCCAUGAGGAACCGUGACCACCAAGUGAACCGUAAGCUCGUCUAUCUACAAAGGCAAUAAUGAAAAAAGGUAAAAAGGUGUAAUCAUAGGAAAUUCGACCUAAUACCUACCUAUAGGUAUAUUUUCACUUUGCACUUUAUAUCGCAUUUAAUACUUAAAAGACGUAAGUGAACUCGAAAUUGUAGAUUCGAAAUUAAGUAUUAAAUAGAAAAUCUGUCAUUACAGUUAAUAGAUUAUAAAUAAAAAACAACCAAAAAUUCAUUGUUUAUGGUAUGUAUAAUUAUCAUAACACAAUGCUCCCUAAAUCAAACCUUGACCAGCAAGGUCAGCGCUCGGUAACAAUACCAAAAUAGGAAAACGAUACAUUGUCAGUUAAAUGUUCUAAUCUUCUGGAAACAUCAAGUUUAAAAUUCCAAUAGGCGAUCCAACAAAAAUCAUGUGCUCUAAUGACAGCGUACAAUGUAGACAAUAAAUUCACUGCAUACAAUGAACUAAAUUAAAACGCGAGUGUUGCGGGUCGCCGAUCUUUCUUAUAGUGUAUACAUAAUAUGUAUAUUAUAUAGUAUCGAGGCUAAGAGACGUGUCGUAUCGUAUCCGACGUAUCGCAGAGCAGUAGGGGACGGGUAGUGCCGUUGGUUCAACGCAUGCAUACGGUACUGCUUGGACCCAUUCAAGUUUAACUUUUUUCCCCAAAACUGUCACGCAUGCAGUCUCGCGAUCGCGGGCGUGCGGAUCGGCUACCACGCGUGUGCCUCUGACCGCGAUUUGCAAGUGAUUUGUCACAAAAACCGAAGAAAGUAGAAAUAUCGUUUACCAAACGAAAUAAAAAACAAAACAAAGUAUUCUUACAAACAGCGGGUACAUAAAGUGUGUUUUACUCAUUCUAUCGUGGAUAAUGUGCUUCAAUUUCAAUUAAGAAUGUGUUUUGUUUUACCAUAAAACAACUUUAUCUACGAAUUAGAAAUUCUGGACUUAUUCUCUGUUUCUUCGGUCGAAUCGGAUUAUUUUAAAUAUAAAUUCAAUGAUAUGCACCGGUACGUAAUAUAUAAAUCAUAAAACAGUCAUCAUAAUUACACAGAAAGAACCUAAUUUUAAUACCGAAUUGUGAUAAAUCGAAACCUCAUAAAAUAUUAUUUAUAGACACAUAGUAAUUUCGAAAACAAUGAUAAUGAUGUCAUGAAUUUGUUAACAUAGUAUCAAAAUUGAAGGAUAAACUUUGUACUAGAAACAUUAGAAAGACGUAGGCGUUUAUAACCACGUAAUAAAAUCUACGAAAAUAAAAUUCAAUGAAUUGCUUUAAGAGAUGUGUCGUCAGCGGAGCUAUGUUGGUAUUUCCUUUCCCCACUUAUCAACAGUUAUUUCGUAGUUAUCGCAUUCUGGUAUCGUAUACUUCAAUUCAAAUUAGAAUGAACUUUCUAUAAAACCUUCACACUGUUUCGCGACAUUGACAAAUAUUAUAAUAAGAUAAAAUAAAAAACUUAGGAAAAUAA
Molecule: messenger RNA, 4461 nt
Organism: Bombyx mori (domestic silkworm)
Lineage: Eukaryota; Metazoa; Arthropoda; Insecta; Lepidoptera; Bombycidae
Product: cGMP-dependent protein kinase, isozyme 1
Exons: 11
Coding region: 242-2440 (732 amino acids)
Biological process (GO): protein phosphorylation
Molecular function (GO): ATP binding; cGMP-dependent protein kinase activity
Source: RefSeq, a predicted model, not a curated record